ACCAAAACAUAGAUAAGGUGAUAAGGCCACAUGGCAGAAACUCAAUACCUCAUCCUCGUUAACUCCCACUUUCUUUCUCCUUCUCUCAAUUCCUUCACCCAUCGAUCACCAUGGCCUCCCCAACACUCAUAACUCCAACCUCCACACCAAAAUCACUACCACCCAUCAAACCCAGACCCACCACCGCCAUUGCCGCCACUCUGUCACCAACCACCACCACCACCGCGAACCCCCGCCGCCGUGAGUUCCUCUCCAUCACGGCCUCAGUUCUCUCCGGCACAUGGCUGUGUCACGUGACCCCUGCACUGGCUGCCGAGGACGAAGAGUACGUGAGAGAAACAGAAGAAGUGAUCAACAAGGUGAGAACCACCAUCACAAUGGACAAGAACGACCCCAACGUUGCUGAUGCGGUUGCUGACUUGAGAGACUCGUCGAACUCGUGGGUGGCUAAGUACAGAAAGGAGAAAGCGCUUCUUGCAAGGGUUUCCUUCAGGGACGUGUACUCUGCUCUCAAUGCGGUUUCAGGGCACUACAUCAGUUUUGGACCAACCGCUCCGAUUCCGGCGAAGCGAAGGGCGAGGAUUUUGGAGGAGGUGGAGGUUGCUGAGAAGGCACUUCUAAGGGGAAGAUGAACGGAAAACACUUUCAGCUGCUGCUGGAUUUGAGAGGAAAGAAAAUUUCUUAUUUUCACAUUCCUCUGUUUUCCUCUGUAGAUUCGUUUCUUCUUCUCUGUUCUUGCUGAGUGCUUGGUUUUUGUAUUAUUAUUGUAUGAUAACUCAAACUGAAAUUACAGUAAGAGGCUCACAUUCUCUGUUAAUUCAGAAGAGAAGAUUAUGUAUGCAGGCAUAGAAUCUAAGUAAAAUUAUGAAAUAUCUCUUUGAAUUAACUUAUUAUGGGGUUCACAA
This is a messenger RNA of Lotus japonicus, 905 nucleotides long. Its product is annotated as photosystem II repair protein PSB27-H1, chloroplastic. Bases 111 to 632 code for a protein of 173 amino acids. Gene Ontology annotation, biological process: photosystem II repair; photosystem II assembly. The transcript has a single exon. Gene Ontology annotation, cellular component: photosystem II; chloroplast thylakoid lumen. Lineage: Eukaryota; Viridiplantae; Streptophyta; Magnoliopsida; Fabales; Fabaceae. The record is from RefSeq and is a predicted model, not a curated record.